ACUAUUCACAAGACUGAUUCUCUCCCAGCUGACACGAGGAGUAUUUAAAAUUUCGCACAGAAUUUUUUGUAAAGCCGGGACCAUGAUGAUCCCAAGCGUCAUCGCGCCUCCCGCCUUCUAUCCUGGUUUGUACCGGCCUGCGGCGGCUCUACCGCUCCACCAGACCCUGCCGUCGGCCUUCCCGACCCAUUCCAGCUUCCUAGUGGAGGAUCUGCUGCGGAUAAGCCGCCCCGCCGCCUUUAUAAACCGGACUGUCCCGUCAGCGAGCACCUCCAUGCCAACAGCCACCACCACCCUGUCCCCCAGCGGCGCGCCCGAGCGCACAGCAGUGACUGCAGGGACGCGCGAAUCGUGCUCACCGAAAACAUCCGUGCCAAGCAGCAAGGACCCAAGUUUUCUCAAAUUUGGAGUGAACGCCAUCCUCGCACCCUCACCAAAGACUGCGUGCUCACCCCCUUCAGUCCACAGCCUGAACACCAAGACCUUCCCCGUUCCCUGCUUUGACGCAACGUUUCACCCAAUAUUCAGGGCGCCUUAUUUACCAGCAUCUUCAUCCGUUGUUCCCAUCCCCGGGACUUUUUCGUGGCCCCUGGCAGCCAGAGGAAAACCCCGGAGAGGGAUGCUGAGGAGAGCAGUGUUUUCCGACGUACAGCGCAAAGCCUUGGAGAAAAUGUUCCAGAAACAGAAAUACAUCAGCAAGCCCGACAGGAAGAAACUGGCAUCUAAACUGGGCCUAAAAGACUCGCAGGUAAAAAUCUGGUUUCAGAACCGGCGGAUGAAAUGGAGGAACUCCAAGGAACGAGAGCUGCUGUCAUCCGGUGGAUGCCGCGAGCAGACGCUGCCCACCAAAGCCAACCCGCACCCGGACCUCAGCGACGUGGGCAAGAAGUCCUCCGCGGAGGAUGAAGAGGAAGAGGAGGAGGAAAAAGAUUUUGGAACAGAGAGAAUGAGGGCGGCAGGGUCCACGAUCUCCUCUCCUUCUCUCUCCAGUAAGCACUCGGACUUCUCAGAGUCAGAUGAAGAAGAGAUAACAGUAUCUUAAUUUAUUUUCAAAAGCGAAUAGAGAUAUAACCCGUGAUCCGUUUUUAUGAGACUGUGACCAGAAUAGUAAGAAGCUGCCGCUGUUCAAACAAGUUUCACCCAAGUUUGCGGCUUGAUCGGAGCAUGCGCACUGGACAGGAUCUGCUACUGAGACACAGUUUGCUGUUUUGCACAGCUUUGUUUAAUUGUACAGUAUUUUGUACAAAUUUGUAUGGAAAUUUUAUGCCAAGAAUAUUGCGUUACUUUACAUUGACACUGAAUAGAGUUGUUUAUUUAAAAAAAAAAAGUAGCUAUUUUAAUUUAUAUGAAUUUCUUUAAUAACUAUGUUGUAUU
Archocentrus centrarchus (flier cichlid) is the source of this 1374-nucleotide messenger RNA. It is a transcript of the gene dbx1a, whose product is annotated as developing brain homeobox 1a. Bases 83 to 1042 code for a protein of 319 amino acids. The transcript has 4 exons. Gene Ontology annotation, molecular function: DNA binding; DNA-binding transcription factor activity, RNA polymerase II-specific. The record is from RefSeq and is a predicted model, not a curated record. Gene Ontology annotation, biological process: cell differentiation in spinal cord; regulation of transcription by RNA polymerase II. Lineage: Eukaryota; Metazoa; Chordata; Actinopteri; Cichliformes; Cichlidae.